AUGUCGGAUCUGAGCAAGAACUUUGAGACCCUUCAGCUCCACGCGGGUGCCGAGCCGGAUCCUACGACCAAGAGCCGUGCGGUACCUAUUUAUGCAACCACUAGCUUUACUUUCAAUGACUCUGCCCAUGGGGCUAGGCUAUUCGGCCUCAAGGAAUUCGGCAACAUCUACAGCCGUAUUAUGAACCCCACGGUCGAUGUCUUCGAGAAGCGCAUCGCUGCGCUUGAGGGUGGUGUAGCAGCCCUGGCCUCCUCCUCAGGCCAGGGUGCCCAGUUCAUCGCAAUUGCGACUCUGGCCCAAGCCGGUGACAACAUCGUCUCCACCACGAACCUGUAUGGCGGCACCUACAACCAAUUCAAGGUCUUCUUCCCGCGCCUGGGCAUCAACACCAAGUUUGUCGACGGCGAGAACCCCGAGGACAUUGCUGCCGCCAUUGACGACAAGACCAAGGCUGUCUAUAUCGAGAGCAUUGGAAACCCCCGAUAUAACGUCCCAGAUAUUGAGGCCAUUGCCAAGGUUGCCCACGAGAAGGGUGUCCCUCUAGUGGUGGACAACACAUUCGGUGCUGGAGGCUACUUCAUCCGACCCAUUGACCAUGGAGCGGACAUUGUCGUCCACUCCGCCACCAAGUGGAUUGGCGGCCACGGAACAACCAUCGGCGGUGUCGUCGUUGACUCCGGCAAGUUUGACUGGGGAAAGCACGGCAAGCGCUUCCCCCAGUUCGUCGAGCCGUCGGAGGGAUACCACGGCCUCAAGUUCUGGGACACUUUUGGCCCCAUCAGCUUCAUCAUCCGCGCCAGAGUAGAGACCCUCCGAGAUCUCGGCGCCACCCUCAACCCUUUCGCCGCCCAGCAGCUGCUGCUUGGAAUUGAAACUCUGAGCUUGCGCGCAGAAAGGCAUGCCCAGAACGCUCUCGCCCUGGCCAAGUACCUCGAGAAUAGCUCCUACGUGAGCUGGGUGUCCUACCCCGGACUUGAGAGCCACCCCUUCCAUGAGAGCGCCAAGAAGUAUCUGAAGAGGGGCUUUGGUGGUGUGCUGAGCUUCGGCGUCAAGGGUGGCGGCGCUGCCGGCAGCCAGAUCGUCGACGGCUUCAAGCUGAUUUCCAACCUGGCCAACGUCGGUGACGCAAAGACCCUGGCCAUCCACCCCUGGACCACCACCCACGAACAGCUGUCUGACGAGGAGAAGAAGAGCUCAGGUGUCACUGAGGACCUUAUCCGUAUCUCUGUUGGUAUCGAGCACAUUGACGAUAUCAUUGCCGACUUUGACCAGUCGUUUAAGGCUGCUGAGGCGGCGACCACGACCGCUUAG
Molecule: messenger RNA, 1311 nt
Organism: Clonostachys rhizophaga
Lineage: Eukaryota; Fungi; Ascomycota; Sordariomycetes; Hypocreales; Bionectriaceae
Source: the annotation of a GenBank genome assembly